Messenger RNA from Malurus melanocephalus (red-backed fairy wren), 4702 nucleotides. It is a transcript of the gene MAP3K3, whose product is annotated as mitogen-activated protein kinase kinase kinase 3. Bases 270 to 2228 code for a protein of 652 amino acids. The transcript has 17 exons. Gene Ontology annotation, biological process: protein phosphorylation. NCBI's taxonomy places the organism in Eukaryota, Metazoa, Chordata, Aves, Passeriformes, Maluridae. The record is from RefSeq and is a predicted model, not a curated record. Gene Ontology annotation, molecular function: protein kinase activity; ATP binding; protein binding.
GCGGCGGCGGCGGGAGCGGCCCGGACGGAGCGGGGGGACCGGGACGCACCGGCAGCGCCCGCGCCCCUCCCACCCCCGCCCGCCGCUCCCGGAGCGCGGCCGCCGGCAGGAGGAGGAGGCGGCGGCGGCGGCGGCGCGGGGCCUGGGAAUGUGGCGGCGGCGGUGGUGGCGGCUCUGAGCCCUCCCCCUCGGCCCGGCCGCCAUGGAGCCGCGGCGGUGACAGCGCCGUCCCGCAGCGCCCGCCUCGAGCGGGGCCGCCGCCUGCAGACAUGGAUGAACAAGAGGCCUUGAAGUCCAUCAUGAAGGACCUGGUGGCACUCCAGAUGGGCAGACGUCACCGGCUGCCUGGGUAUGACACCAUGAAGAAUAAAGACACUGCUCACUCCAACAAACAGAAAAAACACAACGCCAGCAGUCCCCCCGUCUUGGGCAGCCCUGCAAUAACGAACCAGUGUGCCUCUGCAGUGGAAGAAAAAAAAAUCCCGAAUGAUGUCAGGAUAAAGUUUGAACAUAAUGGGGAGAGACGGAUUAUCCCGUUUGUCCGUCCCGUGCGCUACGAAGACGUGCAGCAGAAAGUGAAAACGGCCUUUGGGCAGCCCCUGGACCUCCACUACAUGAACAACGAGCUCUCCAUUCCUUUGAAAAACCAAGAUGAYCUGGAUAAAGCUGUCGAUCUCUUAGACCGGAGCUCAAAUGUGAAAAGCCUGAGGAUAUUAUUGCUGUCCCAGGACAGGAACCAUACCAAUUCUUCACCCCAUUCUGGACUGCCCAAACAAGUCAGGAUUAAAACUUCCCAGUCUGUGGGGGAUGUGAGCACACCCUACCAGCAGCCAGAACCCAGAAGUAGGCAUCUGUCUGUCAGUUCCCAGAACACGGGCCGGAGCUCACCCCCGCCUGGCUACGUCCCAGAGCGGCAGCAGCGCAUCGCCCGCCAGGGCUCCUACACCAGCAUCAACAGCGAGGGAGAGUUCAUCCCAGAGACCAACGAGCAGUGUAUGCUGGACCCUCUAAGCAGUGCUGAAAACUCGGUGUCAGGGAGCUGCCAGUCCUUGGACAGUCCUUCUUUUCGGAAGUCACGRAUGUCAAGGGCACAAAGCUUUCCUGAUAACAGACAGGAGUUCUCAGACCGUGAGAAUCAGAUCUAUGACAAAGCAGGCAAAGGUGGGACCUACCCUCGGCGYUACAACGUCUCCAUGCAGCACAAGGACUACAAUGAUGGCCGCAGGACAUUCCCCAGGAUCMGACGUCACCAAGGGAAUCUUUUCACCCUGGUGCCCUCCAGUCGUUCCCUGAGCACCAAUGGAGAGAACCUGGGCCUGGCUCUGCAGUACCUGGACCCACGGGGCCGCCUGCGCAGCGCCGACAGCGAGAACGCCCUGGGCGUGCAGGAGAGGAACAUUCCCACCAAAUCUCCAAGUGCCCCGAUAAACUGGCGCCGGGGAAAGCUGCUGGGCCAGGGCGCCUUYGGCCGCGUGUAUUUGUGCUACGACGUGGACACGGGCAGAGAACUCGCAGCUAAACAGGUCCAGUUCGACCCAGAGAGCCCUGAAACAAGCAAGGAAGUGAGUGCUCUGGAGUGUGAAAUUCAGCUGCUGAAGAAUCUCCAGCACGAGCGCAUUGUGCAGUAUUACGGCUGCUUACGGGACCGAGCAGAAAAGACCUUGACCAUCUUCAUGGAGUACAUGCCAGGGGGGUCAGUGAAAGACCAGCUGAAGGCCUACGGAGCCCUGACGGAAAAYGUCACCCGAAAAUACACCCGGCAGAUCCUGGAGGGUGUCUCGUACCUUCACAGCAACAUGAUUGUGCACAGGGACAUAAAGGGUGCCAACAUCCUCCGUGACUCUGCUGGGAAUGUGAAGCUUGGGGACUUUGGGGCCAGCAAAAGGCUGCAGACAAUCUGCAUGUCUGGGACAGGAAUCCGCUCGGUCACGGGCACCCCGUACUGGAUGAGCCCUGAGGUGAUCAGCGGGGAAGGCUACGGCAGGAAAGCRGAUGUUUGGAGCCUCGGCUGCACCGUGGUGGAAAUGCUGACAGAGAAACCCCCCUGGGCAGAGUACGAAGCCAUGGCAGCGAUCUUCAAAAUCGCCACRCAGCCCACCAACCCCCAGCUGCCCUCCCACAUAUCAGAACAUUGCCGGGACUUCCUAAAGCAGAUCUUUGUGGAAGCCAGGCACAGACCCUCUGCUGAAGAGCUGCUCAGACAUCAGUUUGCACAGCUCCAGUACUGAAUUACCUCCCUCGCUCGCAGCUCCUGCCGGGCUCUCCACGCCCUUGCCUGGUCUGGUUGCAACUGCCCAGUCGUGGUGCUGCAUCUUUGAAAUGCCAACUCAGCUAGGCCUAGUCCUUUGGGGAAGUUCUGCCAAGGAACUUAGGGUCUGCUCUCGUGCCUGAUUCCUUUGCUUGCUGGACUGAUGUUCAUCCUGCCAACAGCUGUCCGAGCAGAGCUGCGUUUUUUGCCCCGAGUUACCUGGACGUGACAUUGCAGCCGGCUGCGUGUUCUCUGCAGGCUGGGAAUGGGAAUCUUAACAAAUAUCUCACUGGUUGAACAUAGGAGAAAYCUGAAUCCAAGUGGGAGCAAGAUAGAAAUGUUCAGCAGCUCUGUCUGCAGCUCCAGAGGCAUCUCCAGUCCCUGAAUCCAGCACAAAGCCAUGUGUCACGGAGCGCGCGCUCGCUACAGUAUGGUAUAUUUUUCUUCUYGAGUAUUCAGCAUCUGAAGGUGUUCAGAAAAUACUGAUUCAAAAGUAUGUGAAUAGUGUUAUUUUAUAAAUGAACCCGUGGAUUUGGGGCUGGGGGUGAGGGGGGGGUGUCUUUCUAGAAAAAUGUUCAGGAUAAUCAGACGAGUUUCAGCAGAAUGCAAUCACUCCGGGGCCUGAGGCUCUCCCGCUGACGUUGGAAAAUCCAGAGCUCAUUUUUCCAAGGUUCCUCCUGCAUCUGUCUCUUUGGCUGGUAGCUUUUUACCAUCCUUUAAACCAAAGAUAGUCCAUCUGGUGCCCAGGAAUUUACUCCAGCGUUUCUUUGAGGUUUUCUUGGGGAGAAUGACCUGGACACUCGCUGUGCACGGGAAGCUGCAAUCAAGCUCAACCUUUCGCUGUGCGUCGUUCAUUUUUUUUUACAGGCGUGCAAGAGGUCAUUUCAGAGUGCCAUAAAAAUGUCAUGGCCUAACUUCAUCUUUUGUAGGAGUCCAAGUCAAACAGGGAGCCAGAGAAAAUGUUUUAAGUKGUAGCAAAUAUCUAAAAUUACCUGGAGAUCCCCAUGGAGGUACCAGCAAAAUGUUUCCAAGUGAUUGUACACUUGAAAGAUCCCACAGGUCUGAGAACUUUGAGGUCCUGAUGGCCUCAAAUCCUCUGUGCUAAUCAUCUUUAUUUCAGCAGUUUUUAAGUGCUGGGGAUUCAUGGAGUGAUUAUAAGUUAUCUCUGAGUAAUGAAACUAAGAAAAGCAAUGUUAAUUAACUAAAAUAUUGCUUUAUAGGGCAACACUGAAGGUGUUCUGCUCUUGUAUUGGAAACCAUAUCAAAGUUCCACACACCCCCACUCUUCUCCCCCAUAAAAAUUUGAAAAUUGCUUCCUAAUGCAGUAAAAUUAAGUUUUUAAGUGAAUGCUAAUAGCAGGAUAAGGCAAGUUUUUAUGAAACAGAGCUCCUUGAACACAUGAAAAAUACUGUGUUGAAUUAAAAGAGGGGAAAAAAAGAACCCUAAAAGCCCCAACCAACCAAAAGUCCUGAAAAGCUUUAACAAUAUGAAGUGUUUUUUCUGUGCCAAACCCAGAGCAAAGUCUAACCAGUAAAAGCUGGUGUUGGUUUCCUUUCCAGGCUCCCUGCACUACUCCAAGGAUGCACUGUCCCAACCGUGGGCACUUAGGGGAUCCCUUUUAUGAAAAACCCUUAUUCCAUAAUUUAUUUAAUUCUAGUGAGAGCACUUCUGUUGAUCUUUUCCCAGCCUGGAACGUGACUCCAGAUUGUCCAGACCCUURGCCUGACCUCUGGCCUUGCACUUCAUCAUCACCGUGAGGGGAAGAGAGGGUGGGACGCUCCUGCUCAGAUUUAGGGAACUUUUCACACCGCUCUGCAGGGAAUGUGGGAUCAUCUGUGGGGUUGGUAUGGCCAAAACAGCAGGGUCAGCACCUCUGGGGGGUUCAGCUCUUCAAGCCUUGCAGCCUAAAUAAACCAAAGAUGGGAGUUUUCACCCAGCACCGGCAGCGAUGGGAGCGCGGUGACGCCUGCGGGGUUUUCAUUCCCUCCAUCCUCACCAAACCCAGACUUUCUCCCCUGCUCUUCCCUCACCAUCCCAAAUGUCGUGAUCCAGCAGAGAGCAGGGCACGAGGGAAUUCCUAAUUAAUUCCUAAUUAAUUAAUUUCUAAUAACGCCUCGAAGCAGCUCAACCCUCAGGACCCGCCGUGGCUUUUACCUCACCCACCAUUCCGGGACUGGAAAAAAGGACUAAAAAAAAGGACUAAAAAAGGACUGCAGGGCUCGGUGCUGUCCCCAAAUCCGUGCUGGGUGUGUGCCAGGGGCAAAUCACAGCUCUAGAGUGACAGAGAACACGGGGCCAGCAGCCACGAGUUCGGCACAGGAACAAGCCAAAGCAUUGCCUGUAUGUUUGGAGAUGCACUUUUAUGAAUGUAGUUUAUAUCGCUCUUUUUUAGCUCUUUUUACGUCAUGUAAACGGUGAUGCCUCAUACUUUUUUUUUUUUUUUUUUUUUUUUUU